This is a messenger RNA of Prorocentrum cordatum, 3691 nucleotides long. Lineage: Eukaryota; Dinophyceae; Prorocentrales; Prorocentraceae. The record is from the annotation of a GenBank genome assembly.
CGUGCUUCCACUUGACUCAGGGCCCUCCCAAAAAGCUGUACCCUUCUCCGGCACCCGUGUGCAAGAGCCACUACCUUCGUUCCUCUUUGCACAUGUUCUCCGGUUCGAGCCAUCGUGGACAUUUAGCAAGACACACUCACACACACACACUUCGAUAACGCAAUCUCGGUCUCCCCUGGAUCUCGACAAGGACAUAUCGAGCCGCUAGCCAUGGAGCGGAUCCGUACUGCCGUGGUUGCCGUCUUGCUCUGGCUCGUGCCUUGCCAGGGGCUCAGCAUCCACAACUGUGGGGGGCAGAGCGACGGCAAGCCGGUGGCUCAUCCGGUGGCUAAGCCUGAAAACAUGCGCAAGGCCAACGCAGGGUCAGCACUCUCAGCGAUGAUGGGCCCCUACCCCGGCUCUUCGAGCGGUGUGUCUGGUGUUGUGUCCGUGACCAUGUCCGGUGGCCUUCUGAAAGUGGCCUACACUCUGACGGGUCUGGACGCGAGUCUGACGUCAGGUGGCUUGCACAUCCACUCUGGAUCUGGAACCGAUGUCUGCUCCGACUCGUCCCUCCCAGGGGGGCACUACUUCGCCACUGGGUUUGUCGACCCGUGGUCCACAACAUGGUCGAAGACCGCUGGCUCUACCACAGCCACUGGUUCUUUCUCGGUGGGCGCAAGUGGAUACGACACCCUGGCCGAGAACGAGUUCCAUGCGGUGGUCGCGCACGGUGCCGGGGGGGCCCGAGUGGGCUGCGGAUUCCUCCAAUAUUACGGAGGCCUCACGUCAGCUAUCGGCGAGUACCCGGGCACUUCGAGCGGCGUCAGUGGGCUUUUCAAAGUCUCGGUGUACACGGGUUUGCUCGAAGUGUCUUACACGCUGGAGGGCCUCGCGGCGAGCAGCACGUCUGGCGGGCUGCACAUCCACUCCGGGUCGGGCACGAACGUGUGCUCCGACGCCUCCCUCCCGGGCGGCCACUACUACGCCGCGGGCGUCACCGACCCGUGGUUCACCACAUGGUCGAAGUCCUCCGGUUCUACCAGUGCGUCGGGAACUUUCAUCGUCGGCGUGUCCGGCCACGAUACCUUGGCUGAGAAUUACCUUCAUGCCGUGGUAGUCCAUGCCUCCUCGGGUUCUCGAAUCGGUUGCGGUUACCUUGGCACGUACACGACUCUGUCCAGCGAGCUCGCCGCGGCGAUGGGGCCCUACCCAGGCACUUCCAGCAGUGUGGGGGGUGUCGUGUCUGUGACCGUUUUGGAUUCUGGCCUUCUCCGGUUGGCUUAUUACGUGGAUGGACUCUCGGCCAGCGAGACUUCGGGCGGCUUGCACAUCCAUUCAGGCUCUGGCGAAAGUGUCUGCUCCGACGCGUCCCUCCCAGGGGGGCACUACUUCAAGUCCGGGUAUGGCGAUCCGUGGUUCACGACGUGGUCGAAGACAACCGCCGGCUCUACCACAGCCACGGGCUCUUUCUCGGUGGGCACGAGUGGUUACGACACCCUUGCCGACAACGAGCUGCAUGCCGUGGUCGCGCACGGUGCAGGGGGGGCCCGAGUGGGUUGCGGAUUUCUCCAGUAUUACGGAGGCCUCACGUCGGCUAUCGGCGAGUAUCCAGGCACUUCGAGCGGCGUCAGUGGGCUUUUCAAAGUCUCGGUGUACACGGGUGUGCUCGAAGUGUCUUACACAUUGGAGGGUCUCGCGGCGAGCGAGACGUCUGGCGGGCUGCACAUCCACUCCGGGUCGGGUACGAACGUGUGCUCCGACGCCACCCUCCCGGGCGGCCACUACUACGCCACAGGCGUGACCGAUCCGUGGUUCACAACUUGGUCGUCGGGGGCAGCGUUGGGAGGAAGUAGGCCAAGGGGGGGGACGCAUCGACCUCCAAUCGCCCAUGGAUUGCCGAAAGAGGCCCGCGAGCCCACCCAGCCGAAGGAUGCGCUGAUUCGCCAUCGGAGGCCGAUCGCCGACCUGUCGGCGAUGCAUCGCCGAUUCCAGCUCCGCGUUGCCGCCCUUGAGCCCGUCUCCCCCUAACGUGCCCCCUUAGGUCGAAGCCUUCUGGUUCCACCAGUGCGUCGGGAACCUUCGUCGUCGGCGCGUCUGGCUACGACACCCUGGCUGAGAAUUACCUUCAUGCCGUGGUAGUCCAUGCCUCCUCGGGCUCUCGAGUCGGUUGCGGUUACCUUGGAACGUACACAACUCUUUCCAGCGAGCUCGCCGCGGCGAUGGGGCCCUACCCAGGCUCUUCCAGCAGUGUUGGGGGUGUCGUAUCCGUGAGCGUUAUGGAUUCCGGCCUUCUCCGAUUGGCCUACUACGUGGAUGGACUCUCGGCCAGCGAGACUUCAGGCGGCUUGCACAUUCACUCCGGCUCCGGCGAGAGUGUCUGUUCCGACGCGUCUCUCCCAGGGGGGCACUAUUUCGCGUCUGGGUUUGUCGAUCCGUGGUUCACCACAUGGUCGAAGUUGGCCGGCAGCACAUUUGCCAAGGGCUCCUUCACGGUGGGCGCGAGCGGCUACGACACGCUCGCCCAGAAUGUGAACCACGCGGUGGUGCUGCACUCUGCCAGCGGUGCACGCAUCGGCUGCGGGUCCGCCGGCGCCGGCAACUCUUUGACGGCCGCCAUGGGUUCGUACCCGGGAACCUCGAGCGGGGUCUCCGGGUCCGUGAUGGUCAGUGUGAGCAUGGGCCUCCUCCAUGUGACCUACACGUUGACAGGACUCUCCUCGAGUGACACGUCGGGCGGCCUGCACAUCCACUCGGGCCACGGUGAAAGUGUAUGCUCCAGCUCGGCCCUGCCAGGGGGCCACUACUUCGCCACCGGCUUCACCGAUCCGUGGUACACCACCUGGAAGAAGACCGCUGGCACCACGUCGGCGUCGGGUUCCUUCUCCGUACUCGCGUCCGGCUACGACACCCUCGCCGACAAUUAUCUCCACGCAGUCGUGGCCCACGCUGGCUCGGGUGCACGGAUUGGGUGUGGUGUGCUUGGCGGGUCCACUGCAAGCCCGUUUGCCACGGGGGACCCGCAUCUGCAGAACAUACAUGGUGAGAGAUUUGAUCUCUUGAAGCCAGGCCACCAUCUUCUCAUCCAAAUUCCUCGCAAGAGCUUUGAGAACACUUUGCUUCGUGUAGAUGCGGAGGCACAGAGAAUGGGUGGACAGUGCACCGAUAUGUACUUUCAGGAGCUGAACAUUACAGGGGCGUGGGCGGAAGCGCAGCAGACUGGCGGAUUCCACUACCACGCGCAGGACGUUCACAGCAGCAAGCCGCGCUGGGAGCACUUCGAGAACGUGCAGCUUAAAGUCGCCCGGGGUCGCACGCAGCAGGGCAUCAAGUAUUUGAAUCUGUACGUCAAGGACCUCACGCGCACGGGUUACGCUGUCGGAGGCUUGCUGGGAGAUGAUGAUUUUACUGACGCGGCAACGCCUGAAGCGGGAUGCGUUCGGCAAAUGGCCUUAUAGACUGGGUCCUCGCGCCUGCGGUGCUCUCGUUAGCUGGUUUCCGCGAGCACGACCGUUUGUUGCAUCCGAAUCUCCUCAAAAACGCUGUCCUUGGAACCUGGUUGCCCGUUCUGUGCGCUGGGCCGCUAGUCUGCGCAAGAGAUGAUUUUGUCCCCACCAUCCUGUGGUGCUGGGCCCUCGUUUCGAAGAGAGCGCCCCGCGCUCCGUCUCCUCCUCGCCCCUCCUCCCCCCCUGCCUCCUCCCUCCCUGCCUCC